This is a messenger RNA of Urocitellus parryii (Arctic ground squirrel), 2304 nucleotides long. Its product is annotated as disintegrin and metalloproteinase domain-containing protein 25-like. Gene Ontology annotation, cellular component: plasma membrane; sperm head plasma membrane; external side of plasma membrane. Gene Ontology annotation, biological process: proteolysis; male gonad development. The record is from RefSeq and is a predicted model, not a curated record. Gene Ontology annotation, molecular function: metalloendopeptidase activity. Lineage: Eukaryota; Metazoa; Chordata; Mammalia; Rodentia; Sciuridae.
AUGGCUGUGGGUGAGGCCCUGGUGCAUAUGAGGAUCACUCUCCUGAAACUCUGCCUGAGCAUCUUGCUCUUCCUUUCUGGAUGGGCCCAGAUUGGGCACUCUCAACACCAUAGCCUCCCAGAAGUAGUGAUACCCUUGAGGAUWACUGGCACCCAUAGRGKMWUGAGACCCCCUGACUGGAUCUCCUACAGUCUGUACUUUGGAGGCSAGAAACACAUUGUCCACAUGAAGGCCAAGAAACUUCUGGUGUCCAAACCCUUCUCUGUGUUCACCUACACAGAYCAGGGUGCUCUGCUCGAGGACCACCCUUUUGUCCAGAGUGACUGCUACUAUGACGGCUUUGUGGAAGGGGACCCAGAAUCCCUAGUUUCUCUUAGCACCUGUUUGGGGGGCUUUCAAGGAAUGCUAGAGAUCCAUGACAUUGUUUAUGAAAUCAAACCCAAAAGACUUUCUGCCACAUUUGAACAUCUGGUUUAUAAGAUGCAGAGAGAGAAGACACAAUUCSCACCCAUGAGAUGUGGACUAACAGAAGAAGAACUAGCACGACAACUGAAGCUCCAAAGGCGUGAUAAUUCCAUUCUGAGGCAAAGUGGCUAUAAAGGGUGGUGGACCCACAAAUGGUUUCUAGAAACAGUUUUGGUUGUAGACUAUAAGCGAUUCCUUUAUAAGAAAAGUAAUGUCUCACUUGUAUUAGAGGACGUAUUUGUCAUUGYCAAUCAUAUACAUUCCCUUUUAAGUCCAUUGGAUGUUGAUUUGUUUAUACUUGGAAUUGAGGUCUGGAAUGAAAAGAAYCUUCUCAAUGUCACUAAUGACAUGGUUCAAGUCCUGGAACUGUUUUGCGACUGGAAGGUAGCCAGUCUAAAUUCUCGCAUAAAAAAUGAUAUUGCACAUUUUCUGGCACACCAAACUUUUGAUAGGUAUAUUGGCUUAGCCUAUGUUGGAACUGUUUGUAUACCUCCUUAUAAUUGUGGAAUUGAGAGUUUCCUGGGAGAUAAAUUGUAUGAUAUUUCACUUGUCAUAACACAUGAAAUGGGUCAUAAUCUGGGUAUGCAUCAUGAUGCACCAGAAUGUAAAUGCGAGCAUCGUGUUUGUAUCAUGCAUGCAUCAGAAAUGGAAGGCUAUAGAUUCAGCAAUUGCAGUUAUGCUCAAAUGUGGAGUACCUUUCCAGUUCUGAAUUGUAUGCACAAUGCACCAAACCAAGCAGACAUCAUCAGGUGGACAGUCUGUGGGAAUGGUGUGGUUGAAAGAGGAGAGGAAUGUGACUGUGGAUCCCCAACUUUGUGUUCAAACCAUCCAUGUUGUUCGGAAAACUGCACUCUGAAAUUUGGGGCUGAAUGUGCCUCUGGGCUUUGUUGUGAAGACUGCCUUCUCUUGCCACCAGGUMAAGUGUGUAGAGAAAAUGUCAGUGAGUGUGAUCUUCCAGAGUGGUGCAAUGGCACCUCACCUGAGUGUCCAGAAGAUGUGUAUGUGCAGGAUGGGGUCCGUUGCAUGGGCGGUGGCUACUGCCAUGAGAAGAGAUGCAAUGCACGUGAYGAACAGUGCAGACAGAUCUUUGGCAAAGAAUCCAGGAGUGCACAGGAGAGUUGCUACACAGAAAUGAACAGCCGAGGUGACCGCUUUGGUAACUGUGGUCUCGUUGGUGAAAACUAUGUGARGUGUAAUAAAUCAGAUUUCCUCUGUGGAAGAGUUCAGUGUGAGAAUGUGAAAGAAAUUCCCUUUUUGAGAAGUCACACUACUGUGCAUUGGAUUGACUUCAAUGGUGUGACCUGCUGGGGUACCGACUAUCAUUUGGGGAUGACUGUACCAGAUAUUGGUGACGUGAAAGAUGGCACAGAGUGUGGUGCUGAACAUGUGUGCAUCCGCCAGAAGUGUGUCUCUAUGUCGCUGUGGACAAGUGAUUGUUCGCCAGAGACCUGUGAUAGGAAAGGGAUCUGCAACAACAAACAUCACUGCCAUUGUGACCCUAACUGGGAGCCCCCUUACUGUAUAAAAAUAGGCCAUGGAGGGAGUGUUGACAGUGGCCCACCUCCUGGGAAAACAGUGCAAGAGUGGAURAAGAAGAAGAAAGGUCCUUUUUUUUUAUUUCCGUUUUUGGUUUUGUUUAUGAGUUUGUUACUUUUGCUUGUAAAGAUGCACAAAGCACCACCUAGGAAAAAAGAGAAACGUGUCCAACCUUCACCUGAGAAGAAAGAGUUGGGUGAUCAAACUUCACCCGAGGUGGAACAGCUGAGGGAUCACACUUCACCUGAGAUGGAACAGCUGAGUGAUCACACCUCACUUGAGAUGGAACAGCUGAGUGAUUAA